Molecule: messenger RNA, 966 nt
Organism: Salvelinus sp. IW2-2015
Lineage: Eukaryota; Metazoa; Chordata; Actinopteri; Salmoniformes; Salmonidae
Product: gamma-crystallin M2-like
Biological process (GO): visual perception; lens development in camera-type eye
Molecular function (GO): structural constituent of eye lens
Source: RefSeq, a predicted model, not a curated record
UUGUGCCACAUUUUCAAAGCCCUGAUCGCUGCAGGGUCUAUAAAGAGGUCCAGUAACGCUCACUACCCAGUCCGGUCCGAACUAAACAGUCACAAUGGGAAAGAUAAUCUUCUACGAGGACAAGAACUUCCAGGGCCGGCACUAUGAGUGCAGCAGCGACUGUGCUGAGAUGCACAACCACUUCAGCCGCUGUAACUCCAUAAAGGUGGAAAGUGGCUGUUGGGUGGCCUACGAGAAGCCCAACUACACUGGCUACCAAUACAUGCUGAACAAGGGCGAGUACCCCGACUACCAGCGAUGGGCGGGCUUCAACGACUGCAUCCGCUCCUGCCGUAUGGUGCCCCCUUAUCAUGGAAACUACAGGAUGAAGAUCUACGAGCGCUCUGACUUUGGGGGUCAGAACAUGGAGGUGAUGGAGGACUGCCCCGACCUUCACGAGCGCUUCCACAGCCGAGACAUCUCCUCCGCCAACGUCAUGGAGGGUUACUGGAUCCUCCACGAGCACCCCCACUACAGGGGUCGUCAGUACUUCCUUCGUCCUGGCGAGUACAGGAGGCACAGCGAGUGGGGAAGCUCCAACCCCACCAUCGGCUCCCUGAGACGCGUCACUGAGACCCCCUGAAGGUCAACUGAGACCCUCAUCCUCCCCUAAUGCAACCCUAUUAUAAAUCCUGUACUGUACCCCUACCCUUUAUUGCUAGCACUGUUUGACUGUUGUGUAUCUACUGUGGUCUUCUGACCCUGAAAUCACAUUAACGUGAUUGGGGGUUUUGGACCAGUUGGUGUUGGGUCUUUGCUGCUUUGCUUAGACUGGGAAAGUAGACCUCAGGGCUCAGGCGAUGCUAGUAUGGUAACAGUGAUGGACUCUCUGGCUUUUGUUGUUACAGAGCAGAAUGAUGUGCUUUGCCAGCCCUCAACCUCCUGUUCUAUUAGAAGCAAAAUAAAUGAAAACUUGAUCAAAGUCAA